Messenger RNA from Juglans regia (Persian walnut), 1853 nucleotides. RefSeq names its product vacuolar cation/proton exchanger 3-like. NCBI's taxonomy places the organism in Eukaryota, Viridiplantae, Streptophyta, Magnoliopsida, Fagales, Juglandaceae. The transcript has 12 exons. The record is from RefSeq and is a predicted model, not a curated record. Gene Ontology annotation, cellular component: plant-type vacuole membrane. The coding region runs from base 94 to 1446 and encodes 450 amino acids. Gene Ontology annotation, biological process: calcium ion transmembrane transport; intracellular calcium ion homeostasis. Gene Ontology annotation, molecular function: calcium:proton antiporter activity.
CUCACUCCCUCCCCCAUAACGAUUAUAGAUACGGAAAUAUCUUACCAAGAAACGUAAUAAGUACAGUUUGGUUCUUUUUGUGUGAGAAAAAACAUGGCUUCAAACUCUCACCAAGAACCAUGGCUGUUGGAAAACGGCAACGUCAAGAGCUUGAGCAAGGAGAUGCGGCACGGCCGGACUGCACACAACAUGUCAUCCUCUUCCCUCCGCAAAAAGUCCGACCUCACUCUUGUCUCCAGAGUUCCUUAUGCUUGUCUUAGACAGUUUUUAGCUAACCUUCAAGAGGUUAUUCUUGGGACUAAGCUUUUUGCUCUCUUUCCGGCCAUCCCGCUUGCCAUUCUCGCAGAUUCUUACGCUUUCGGAAGACCAUGGGUCUUCGCUUUGAGUUUACUUGGACUGGUACCACUAGCUGAACGUGUCAGCUUCCUCACAGAACAAAUUGCUUAUUACACAGGUCCCACAGUGGGAGGACUCCUGAAUGCAACCUGCGGGAAUGCAACGGAGCUCAUUAUAGCAAUACUUGCUCUAAAAGACCGUAAAAUAAGCGUGGUCAAGUAUUCCCUCUUGGGGUCCGUUCUUUCUAACCUUCUUCUGGUUCUUGGGACAUCUCUUUUUUGUGGUGGCAUUGCCAACCUUAGUAAAGAACAAAAAUACGACAGAAGACAAGCAGACGUGAACUCUCUUCUGCUGCUGUUGGCACUGUUGUGCCACUUAUUGCCGAUGUUGUUUCGGUAUUCAGGGGAAUCCGAUGCUUUGAAUACAGCCGAGUCAGCCCUCCAAUUGUCGAGAGCCAGUAGCAUUGUUAUGCUAAUUGCAUACGCUGCAUACAUUGUCUUUCAAUUGUGGACACACCGCCAAUUGUUCGAAGCCCAGGAGGAAUCAGAAGAGGAUGGUGAUGCUGUGGAAGAGACGGCUGUGAUAGGAUUCUGGAGUGGAUUUACUUGGUUGGUUGGGAUGACCCUGAUCAUAGCUUUGUUGUCUGAGUAUGUCGUGGCUACAAUUGAGGAUGCAUCAGAUUCUUGGGGUUUGUCUGUCAGCUUCCUUAGCAUAAUCUUGUUACCAAUUGUUGGAAAUGCAGCAGAGCAUGCAGGAGCAAUCAUAUUUGCUUUCAAGAACAAGUUGGAUAUAACUUUAGGUGUUGCUUUAGGGUCUGCAGCUCAAAUUGCAAUGUUUGUGGUUCCAUUAUGCGUGGUUGUAGCUUGGAUUAUGGGAAUUAAGAUGGAUCUUGAUUUCAAUAUUCUUGAGACAUGCUCUCUUGCUCUAUCAAUAAUUGCUACGGCCUUCACUUUACAGGAUGGGACUUCUCACUACAUCAAGGGAUUGGUUCUCCUCUUAUGCUACAUUGUUAUUGGAGCAUGCUUCUUCGUAUCAAAAACACCAUUUAACCAAGCAAAUAUAAUCAACUCAGGAAUUAAGAUGACAACAGAAGCAGCUUUCAGAGCUUAACAAAGGCGCCACCUUUCAGGAUCACUUCCUAGAUAAGGAUUGAUCCAUGCAUUGGAUCUUCAACAUUCAACGGAUCGAUCGACUGGCAAAUUCGCUGAUCUUGAUUGAAAUCAUCAGUCGGAAAUCAAGCAACAUUCAAGUUUUUUGGUUGUGGAUGGAAGCCGUACGUCUUCAUGCAUGCUUGGCCUAAAGUUGAGAUGGAUUUUAUAUGAUACCAUCGAAAACUUGAUGACGAACACCUAUAUAUAUAUAUAUAUAUAUAAUAUUGUCUUGUAUAUCUUAUAAUUUCUUGCACUUAAUUUGAGUUCUAUUUCACAUUAAUGAACAAGGGUUGGAAUAUUUGCUUUAAUUAGUACUCUUUGUACUGCAAUAAGAAUCAAUAAAUUGAUGGUAAUUGUUUUUGUUUU